UACAAUUCGACUCAAGUUUCUGCCCUUUUGGACUAGGAAGACAGUCACUGCUAAUCAACACCAUCGUAUCUUGCUACCCGACAAGUCUACUUUUCUAUUCAUUCCUAUUAGUUACUGGGAUCUUGACCAGUUUUAUUCCAAAAACAAUAUCAAGUUUUACUUAAAGCCACCACCUUUUAAAUAGUUGUUUUUUAAACGAUGGCUGAUAUUGCGGAAAAGAUUGCCAAUGUUCGUCGGGAGGCAGAAAGUUUAAAAGAAAAGAUUAAGCAAAAACGAGAUGCAUUGGCGGAUACUACACUCAAGGCUGUUUCAGCCGAUAUUGAACCACUUCCGAGAAUCAUGAUGAAAGUUCGUAGAACACUCAAGGGUCAUCUUGCCAAGAUCUAUGCAAUGCAUUGGGGAUCAGAUAAGCGGCAUCUGGUUUCUGCAUCUCAGGAUGGCAAACUUAUCGUUUGGGACGCAUUUACCACAAACAAAGUGCAUGCAAUCCCACUGCGGUCAUCUUGGGUCAUGACCUGUGCAUAUGCUCCCUCUGGAAACUAUGUUGCUUGUGGUGGUUUAGACAAUAUCUGCUCAAUUUACAAUCUUAAAACAAAGGAAGGCAGUGUCAAGGUUGCACGCGAGUUGUCGGCACACACUGGAUAUCUGUCAUGCUGUCGUUUUAUUAGUGACCGUCAGAUUCUGUCUAGCUCUGGAGAUAUGUCGUGUAUGCUAUGGGAUAUUGAUGCCGGUAUGAAGACAUUAGAAUUUAACGAUCACACAGGUGACGUCAUGUCCCUUUCCCUUUCCCCAGACAAAAAUGUGUUUGUUUCUGGUGCAUGCGAUUCUACUGCCAAGGUUUGGGAUAUCAGAACAGGCCGCUGUGUACAAACUUUUACUGGCCACGAAUCCGACAUCAAUGCAGUUCAGUUUUUCCCCAAUGGUGAAGCAUUUGGAUCAGGCUCAGAUGACGCAUCAUGCCGUCUCUUUGAUCUUCGCGCUGACCGUGAGUUGAAUCAGUACACUCACGAUAACAUUCUUUGUGGUAUUACAUCUGUCGCGUUUUCCAUCUCUGGUCGUUUGUUGUUUGCUGGCUAUGAUGACUUUAAUUGUAAUGUGUGGGACACGCUCAAGGGUGAACGUGUAGGUGUUUUGGCUGCACAUGAGAACCGUGUAUCUUGCCUAGGCGUUUCAUCUGACGGUAUGGCGCUCUGUACGGGAAGUUGGGACAGUUUACUCAAGGUAUGGGCUUGAACAGCAAAAAGAAAUCACAGACAGAUAACAUAACCCCGUCGAAAUUUAAAAGAAGACGCCUACUUGUUUGGAAAGAAAAAAGAAUUUUUUACAAUGAC
Molecule: messenger RNA, 1331 nt
Organism: Batrachochytrium dendrobatidis JAM81
Lineage: Eukaryota; Fungi; Chytridiomycota; Chytridiomycetes; Rhizophydiales
Exons: 5
Coding region: 199-1233 (344 amino acids)
Biological process (GO): G protein-coupled receptor signaling pathway
Cellular component (GO): heterotrimeric G-protein complex; cytoplasm
Molecular function (GO): signaling receptor complex adaptor activity; protein binding
Source: RefSeq, a predicted model, not a curated record